Paramisgurnus dabryanus is the source of this 513-nucleotide messenger RNA. Lineage: Eukaryota; Metazoa; Chordata; Actinopteri; Cypriniformes; Cobitidae. The record is from RefSeq and is a predicted model, not a curated record.
AGCAUCAUCAUGCCUGAGCCAGCAAAGCCCGCGCCCAAGAAGGGCUCAAAGAAAGCCGUCACCAAGAGCGCCGCCAAGAGUGGAAAGAAGCGCAGGAGGUCCAGGAAGGAGAGCUACGCCAUCUACGUAUACAAAGUCCUGAAGCAGGUUCAUCCCGACACCGGCAUUUCUUCAAAGGCGAUGGGCAUCAUGAACUCUUUCGUCAACGACAUCUUUGAGCGCAUCGCCGGUGAGUCUUCUCGUCUCGCUCACUACAACAAGCGCUCCACCAUCACCUCGAGAGAGAUCCAGACCGCCGUGCGUCUCCUGCUGCCCGGUGAACUCGCCAAACACGCCGUGUCUGAGGGAACAAAGGCCGUCACCAAAUACACGAGCUCCAAGUAAAGCCGAAAGUACCCAAUCUGAACCCAAAGGCUCUUUUAAGAGCCACCCAAGGUUUUCAGAAAAGAGUCUUCUAUGUAACUGUCCAUUCGAAUAACCUCAACAUGGUUAAGCUUAAAAAAAAUGUUAGUU